GCUUCGAAUCAGGGGCUGCUUUCAGAGAAGCACGCAGUGCUCUCUCGUCUCGCGAGCCGGGAGAACGAGAGAGAACGUGCGUAUUGGACCGCGAAAAGAGGGUAGUCCUCGCGUGUUCUCUUCCCAGGUGUUUUCACUCUCGCGUGCCCCUCGUUCCCGCCAAAAAAGUACGAAGUACCAAAAGGAGAAAAUUGCGGAAAUCACCAAUCAACAUCUUGUACCCCUUUCCUUUCUCCCUUUCCCUCCCCCUCCUCCGCCGCACCCUUGCCUCGUUCUUUGCUGUUCAUCUCCGUAAAAUCUGGACGAGGCAUUCGGGGAUGAGACGACAGCUGAUUAACGCGUCGGGAUUUAAGAGCAGGUGGAAGAUCAGGGCUAACGCUCGAGACUGACAACGUGAUCUUUCGAGAUUGCAUUUACUUCCGAUACAUUUAGACGAUUCGUCACGUUCUCCUGAGAGAAGCGACGCGCUCAGCAGAAAAAAAUCACCAUCGUAGUUUAACGAGGCAUCGAUGAUUAACGAAACGAUAUCGAUGAUCGGAAAACGAGACACCCGACACAGAAACGCGUCCUUAAGAGCGACACUGGGUGGAAAAGAUGACGCAUUUCUCGCACGAAAGGACAACGGAUCAAGAAAAAGCAUUUUACGCGUCAUCAAGUGUCGCCCAGGAUCAUCGGCCGGCCAACUAGACACAAAAGUGCUCGGCGAAGAGUAAGAGCGAAUCGGGAAGAGAAAGGGAGAGAGGAAGCUGCUGCAAAGAAGGCGAAGAAAAUCGCCGGGCGAGAAGAAAGCAGAAGAGACGAAAGAAAUGGCCGCCGGCUCAGCAGUAGCGAUGAUCGGAGCUAAUCUGAGGUUCGGCAUCGGCGCUUCCGGGAAUGUCACGUCCAACGCCACUAAGGUGUUCCAGUGUCAUCCCGGUGGUAUGACCGAGGCCACUGUCAUAUUUAGCCUCGGUGCAUUGGGGAUGGGGGCGAAUAUCAUCCUCAUGGCGCUAAUACUGGCGAAGCGACAGCUGCGCAGAUGGUCCCAGGGAUUGUUAUUCCACCAAGCCAUGGUAGACUGCGCAAGAGCCGCUAUAUUGUUGCCUCUUGGCUCUAGUAUAUUGAAUUGUCAGCCAGUUAACAAGUGCUCCCUAGUCGAGACUGCCUUUCUGUUGCUGGUGACCGUUUCCACGGUAAAUAUGCUAACAACCGUGUUAAACGACAGCCCGGUAUUUCCAGAGAGCGACGAGGAGGCAGAUCUCGCCGCUCCUCUACUGAUGGACUCGCCCCAGUGCGUGCUCUUUGGCACUUUCAUGAUCUGGUUCGCCAGUAUAACGAUAAAUUUGGGGCCUACGUUUCUCAGCGGAGCUUUAGCGGCUAACACGGAGAGCGGGCACAAUACGCCUAGUUGCCCAUUGAUACAUGGCCCUUUUCGUCACUAUAUACUCAACGUUCUCUGGAUUGUCAUCAAUAUCAUUUGCGUGGCGCUCACGCUUUUUCAUUUGAGAAAAUUGCACAGGGAUUUGACGAAAGCUAACGUCGAAGCGGUACGAGUAGCUGGCCUUGUCACAACGCUCGUUAAUGUGACAGGUGGACAUCAGGGUGCAACUAAUGCGCUUGCAACCGAAGACAGUGUGGUUGACACGAGAAACGGCACGACGCCGAAAAGGACAGGCGCCGUCGAGGAGCAUCGGAAAAUGAGGAAUUACCUUAGAAGAAUGGAACGCGAAGGCGUGCAAAGGGUGAAAAUGUUCCUGGUCAUAACGGCAGCAUACGUCAUAUUCUGGGGACCAUUGUUUUUCGUUACCUUAGUGCACCAUCCUGUUAUAGGCAAUCCUACGGGUGUCGAGGUGACUCUGCACAUUGCAUAUGUACAUGCCUUCGUAAACCCGGCUCUGUUUCUCGCCCUACAUCGGGGGUUACGACAGGGCAUGUCGGACGUGUGUUGCGGCUGCUGUGAAAGCAUAGCUCGAUGGAUCCUUGGAUCCACCGCCACUAGUCCGAUACAAAAUGUCACGUUACCUCGAUACGGGGCGCCGAUGAAUCUACCCUCACCGCCGGGUCCACCCUUAGCGGCGCCAGUUGCGCCGUCAGGAUGCAAUCUUACCGAUGUGGCGCUCCUAAAACCACCCCUGCCACCGACUGCCAAACACUUACUGGUGGACAAUUCUAUCGCGGUACCCGAUCCCUGGAGUUUGACUUCAAGACCGAAGAGCACCUCCAGUCUUUACGAAGAGGAAUUGUCUAGAAGACCGAGCCUUCUGCUGCCCCCACCUGCAGAAUUGAACGAUCUCCAAAUGAGUCCGACAAGUAGCGACUUGCCCAGCGAAUAAACGAGCAAAUCAAUUGUAAAAAAAUUAACAACGCAUCAGAAGACGAUAACGUUAAUUGAUGACGUUAAUUGGCUACAAUGUAAGAAAAAAUAAUCGCAAAAAUGAUAAAAAUAAAUUUUUCGGGAAAAAACCUUCCUAUAAAAUCCUCUC
Camponotus floridanus (Florida carpenter ant) is the source of this 2462-nucleotide messenger RNA. RefSeq lists its product as uncharacterized. The record is from RefSeq and is a predicted model, not a curated record. The transcript has 9 exons. Lineage: Eukaryota; Metazoa; Arthropoda; Insecta; Hymenoptera; Formicidae. Gene Ontology annotation, cellular component: membrane. Gene Ontology annotation, molecular function: peptide binding; G protein-coupled receptor activity. Bases 807 to 2312 code for a protein of 501 amino acids. Gene Ontology annotation, biological process: G protein-coupled receptor signaling pathway.